Messenger RNA from Opisthorchis viverrini, 1992 nucleotides. RefSeq lists its product as hypothetical. The transcript has 8 exons. The annotation marks the transcript as partial. The record is from RefSeq and is a predicted model, not a curated record. NCBI's taxonomy places the organism in Eukaryota, Metazoa, Platyhelminthes, Trematoda, Opisthorchiida, Opisthorchiidae.
AUGGUGUACAAUGUCCAUUGUCUGCUGCAUUUACCGGAUGACGUCUCGUCUCACGGGCCUCUGGACAAUUUUUCAGCAUUCCCUUAUGGGUCUUACAUGUUCACACUUAAGCGCCUUGUACAAAGUCUCACGUAUCCUGUUAGGCAGAUUUAUAAACGCCUGCAGGAGUCAGCAUCGUAUCUCACAAACACCCCAGAUUACCAUGCCGAUUGCGAUGCGGGCUUACCUUUGAAACAAGCAUCACUGAACAAAAAGCGUUUCUUUAAUCUCGGUAAAGCUUACAGUCUUGUGAAGUUCCAUGAACAAGGCCUAUGGCAGUGUGCAGUCCUCAGUUCUACAUGGAUUGAGGGUAACUGUGCUACAUGGCCAAAAAUUCACUCGAAGGACUUUUAUAAGGCUGUUCGCCUUCAUAUACAGCCACCAGCUGGAUCAUUGAAGCUGAAUUGCGAAGUCAUUCGGACUUACGGUAGGUGUCAUGUAGACCGCAUUAACUUUUCAGACGAUUUCAAAAAGGCCCGUGAACAUGAGAGGAAGUUCCAGUACACGUCGGACCUGGAGACUUCGGAUGUAACCAUUGAGAUGGGUCGUAACCAUCCUCGUCGAAAGAAUACCAGAGAACGAAGCCCCUCCCUCUCCAUCAGUCCAUCACCGAAAAAACCAAAGUUGAUGGUGCCACAAUCCCCGCCUUACUCCAGCUUCUCGCAGGCGACACCCCGUGCCUUGUUCCACUCAACUCCAGAGCCCAUACCCCAGCAUCCCGCACCCGUCCCGUCCACAUCCAACCAGCCUGUAUAUACGAUGCCGCAGACGGUGCACCAUCUGCCACAGUACGUUUUAAACACCGCGCCGGAGAUCCCUAUGUUUCCAGUUUUAUCCCCACCAUCUGCCCCUUUAUUCCAAACCCCAGGAAUCGCAGCACUGCUUCAGCAGAACGAACAGCUGCAUCGGAAAAUGGACGCAAUGGCGGAAGAUCUUCGAUACCCGGAGAUCCGCAUUGACAACUCUUUGUUACAAGUCCAUAGUUCUUCUGGAACUACCGGCUUUACUUUUCCCCUCCGGAGCAAACGUUCGUGGGACCAACUGGAAAGUGAGCUGGCAGAGGGACCACGCCAGAUUGAACUGAUGAAAUACUUCCGAUCUUUUAGUGCAGCCACCAUGGCGGACCUAGUGCGCCUGUGUCUCCGACAGGCGUUGGCUGACGAAUUCGCCGUCAGUAUCGCCUACGCCGGGUCUGUUGACAAACUUCCCUUCCGCCACACAAGACUCUGCACCCUAAUCGAAGAAACAGUUCUCGGUAACCCAGUUUCCAAAGACUGUUGCCGACAGGAUUUGGAUAAAGAAAUCCAAAAGUGGUUCGGUAACGCACGUCACCGACUGGCCCAGAGAACGCGCAUGGAUCAGUUGGCAAUCCCGUUACUAGGUUUAUUUUCUGCAAUGGAUACGACGAUAUGCACGCGUGUGGUUACCAGUGUAGUUUGUACUGGAGGCUUUUUAAUCAAAGACCACUGUCUUACCAUUACGCAGACAGUAUGCCAAAGUUUUCCCCCACAUCGCUCUUGCGUGACAAACAUGCUCGUGUUUAUGGACAGCUUAUUUCAAGCCAGGGACGAAGGACUCAUAUCGGAUGCCAUAUUUUUCGAAUUCUCAAAAGCAUUUGAUAGGGUCCCACACGUCCCACUGCUCCACAAACUCGAGUCUUCCGGGAUUCAAAAAAAUCCUUCGCUGGAUCAAAGCUUUCCUAUCAGAUCAUCCGAAAAAGGCUCGACGUACUUUUCCGUAGCGCCGGUCUCCAUUGGAGUUCCUCAAGGCUCCGUCUUGGGACCACUCCUGUUUCUGAUCUACGUCAACGACCUUCCAGAUGUUCUUGCGAGUUCAUGUCUACUUUUCGCGGGCGACUUGAAAUCCUGUAGUUCCAAUGCUGGUGCCCUCCAAAUGGAUGUAGACGCUGCCAAGCAGUGGUCGUUGGACUGGCACCUUCCUCUGAAUGAUGAA